CAGCACCCUGCUUUCCUCCCGCAGGACUCGCAGUCCCUGGAUGCAGCGGUGCAAAGUGCCCUCCGCGCCCUCUAUCCGCCCUUCGAAGCCACGGCCCCGACAGUGCUGGGCCAGGUGUUCCGCCUGCUGGAGAGCAGCUACCAGGGUGAUGGGCUCUGCUGCCUGCUGGACUUCCUCAUCCCUGCCAAGCGCCUCUUCGAGCACGUGCGGCGGGCGGCCUGUGCUCCCUACUCCAACUGCAUCUUCCUGCACGAGGGCUGGCCCCUGUGUCUGCACGAGAAGGUGGUGGUGCACCUGGCACCUCUCAACCCACUGCUGCUGCGUGCCGGGGACUUCUACCUGCAGGCAGAGCCCUGCCAGGAGCACACAGCACGCAUCGCCCUCAAGCACCUCUCACCAGACCUGGACAGCGUGCAGGAGACGCCCAUCCCCGAGGCUGCCUACGCGCUGCUCUUCACCAACGAGUGGCUGGAGGAGAUUAAUUGCAACCAUGCUGGGUCCCCCCUGCACACCUGCCUGGUGGCCACUGAGAAUGGCAUCACCCCGCUGCCGUGGAGCAAGAUUGCCUCACCAGAGUUUGUCGACAAGCCCAAGGCUGGACCCAGUGGCACAACAGGAGGCCCCAGUCCGGAGCCAGCAGCACCAACUGAGCCAGUGGCAUCGAUCACACCCACAGCCCAUGGCACAGCAGGGAGCUCAGUGCCCUACAGCAACAUCGCUGGUGUCGUCCCGGGCUGCAGAGACAGCCGGAAGCCAAACCAGGGGAGGUACCCGGGGUUGAUCAAGGUGGAGCAGGCAGGGCUGAGGCAGAACCCGACCACUCUGGCCAUUCCCAGCCUGCAGGAUAUCAUCAGCCAAAACCUGGAGGGGGAGUACGUGGAGCUGCUGCAGCUCUCCCAGCAGGACCUGGGCCUCCUGGCCACGUCCCGCUCAGCGGCGGCACGGCCCUGGGUGGGCUCCUGGCCCUGCAGGGGAGUGCUGAGCUCCCAGGAGGGUCCCUGCACCCCGUGCCAGAGAAGGAGGCUGAGCGGGGAGCCUGGGCCGCACGGCCCGCGCUGCCGGCACCGCGACUCCUACCUGGCCGCCCUUCAGAACCCAGUGAGCUUCGGCCCCGUGCUGAUGGCAGCCAUCCUGGAAGAGCCCGACAGCUCUGCACCCCUAGCUGAGCCCCCUGAGCCAUGUGGGAGCAGGGCCAGCACCCCCUGCCCCCGCAGGGCUCGUGCCGGGGGGUCAGGAGGGCAGGCGGUGGGGCAGCGCAGCCCCCAUCUGCCCCCAGCCCCCACUCGCUCAGAGGCAGCGGGCUCCGGCCACAAGUUCUCCUUCCUGAAGGGCCCUCGGCUCGGGGACAGUGCGGGCAGCCAGCAUGAGGGUGGCUGGAGGAAGGUGUCUGCCAUUUACUCACCCAGGAUGGGCAGAGCCAAGCCGGCCGGGAAAGGUGCAGAUGUGGCAGCUGCAGCCCCUGCAGAGGAACGGUCCCUGCAGAGCACCAUCGGACAGAACGGCCCCUCCGUGCUCUGGCAGGAGCUGCACGCUGGGCUGCUGCACUCAGGCAUCGUCUGCCUGCCAGGCGGCACCGACAAGCUGGGCAGGGCUCUCCUGCAGGUGACCACCAGCAGCAGCGCCUGGGGGGCCAUGUGGUGCUCAGCUGCCGAGCUGGCAAAGCUGCUCCUCUGCCUCUGCUCCCUCCCAAGGAAGGAUGCGAAGGACAGCGGGCUGACAGCCGUGGUGGAUGCCAGGAAGCAGCCUCCCUCUCCCACCCUGUACUCUGCUCUCCGCUCCAUCCAGAACAUCUCACCGGGUUGCAUCCACACUGUGCUGCUGCUGGCUGAGAAGGAGCCAUCUGCUCCCCGUGAGAAGCUGCCUGGGCUGCAGGUGGAGACGCUGACAUCGCUGAAGGCUCUGGGCCGCUUUGUCGACAGCUCCCAGGUGACGGCGGAGCUGGAGGGCACCUUCCCCUACUGCCACGGCGAGUGGGUGCAAUUCUUCCAGAGGCUGCAGCCCUUCACCGCCAGUCUUGGACGGGCAUUGGAGCUGCUGCAGAGCUGCAUCCAGGAGCUUCAGAGCACUGACGGUGGGGCGGGGAUGCAGGAUGCGGCCGCACGCAUCGAGAGGCACCAGGAGCUGAUGCACAGGGUGCUGAGCGACCCGCAGCUGCUGUGCCUGCAGCGCGAGGGGGGGGCCGUGCUGGCCCGGCUGCGCAGGGAUGCUGCCCGGCUCCGAGCCUCACCACACGUCAGGGCUGGCAUUGAUGCGGCCGAGGCACGGUACGCGCAGCUGGAGGAGGAGCUGCACCUCCUGGUCUCGCUGUCCAACAGCCGCCUGGAGCGGCUCAGCGCCCUGCGGAAGGUGCGGGAGCUGGAGGCCGAGCUGGAUGAGCUCAGGCAAUGGCUGGAUGGAGAGGGGGCAGCGCGGCUGCGUGAGAUGGGAGCUGAGGAGUGCAACCCUGACAGCUGUGAGAAGUCCACAGAGUGCUGGAGUGAAUUCCUGCUGCAGGCAGCGGCCCGGCACCGGCACGGCCUGGCGCUGUGUCAGCAGGCAGACAAGCUGCAGGAUUCUGUGUCCCCCGAGGCUGAGCCCUUGCAGGCAGCCGUGGCCCUGCUCCGAACGAAGCUGAUGAGUUUCCAGCAGCGCAUGGAGCGGCGGCGGGCAGAGCUGGAGAUGCUACACGAGCUGCGUCAGUUCUCCAGCAAGAUCACUUGCCUGAACGCGGGCUGCAGGCAGUGCUCGGCGCAGGCGAAGCACGGCGGGGUCCCCGCAGGGCGGCCCGAGGCUCUGCAGCGCCUGGAGAGCUCCUUCCAGAGGCUUUCGGUGGAGUUCUCCACGGAGAAGCUGCAGGAGAUGCGGGCGCAGCUGCGCCGGAUGCAGAGCAGCAGCGGGACGGGAGCCUGGACGGCAGCGUGGCACAAGUACCAGGAGACGCGGCAGAGCCUGGAGGCGAUGCUGGCCGAGCUGUGGGAGGGGUCUGCAGGCGCCGCUCCGGGCCAUGGGGCCGUGCAGGCUUCGGGGCAGCCCUCAGCCAGCGGCUCUUGUGGCCGUGCCAGGGGCACGGAGCAGCACGAUGCCGCCCGCUCGCCCCCGAGCUCCCCACGGCCGCGCUGCAGCUCCCUCCCGACAUGCGGCAGCGGAACCCCACCGCGCACCAAGAAGAACCCAUCCCAGCUCUGCAGCCCGCCCUGCUGCGUGUCUCCAUCCCCACCUCGCGCCCCUCUCUGCAGUCAGCCCCCGGCACACGGCUCAGCACAUCCACGAGGCGACGCAGCGCAGUACUUCCAGGUCUCCAGCCAUAGCAGCUUCUCCUCUGAGGACUCAGACACACAGAACUCUGCUGAAGAAACCCCAGCGACAAUCUCGGCUGUGCCUCAGGACUUGGGGCCGCCCGGUAGCCCCCAAAAACCCUCCCCAAUUGUGUACCUGGAGAACCACCGUGCCACAGGGCUGGGCAGGGCAGACACCAAGUGAAGGUGACCCCCAGUCCCGGGAACGCAUGGGGACGUGCCCUGCUCAGGGGUAAAAUAUGGGCACUGCUGCCCGGUGCUCAGAGCCCAUUGGUUUUUCAGUCUUUCAGCAUUUAACACCCCAUGAAGUAGCCAUAACCCCACUUACUGGCCCUCACCGGGUUAAUUGUUAAUCUGCCAGGCGAGGCGAUCCUCCUGCAAAGUGCAUUUAUCAGCACCAGGGCUGGCAUGCCCAUGUCCCAGUGAUGAGCUGAGGGAUGCAGAGCCCCAUCCAUGCCCCUGCUACCAUGAUGCCAUCCCGGUGACAGUGACAAUGGGCGCUUUUUUUGGAUGCACUCAUUAACGUGCCACUAAUUACAUUAAUGCCAAUAAAGCUCCUGGAGCAGUGGUCGUGGAGCACAGUGGGGAAUUGUGUCCUGCUGGCUUC
Molecule: messenger RNA, 3882 nt
Organism: Meleagris gallopavo (turkey)
Lineage: Eukaryota; Metazoa; Chordata; Aves; Galliformes; Phasianidae
Source: RefSeq, a predicted model, not a curated record